AAAAAACCAAGCCACAUGGGCCCAACCUCGUGACUCUUUUCUAUUAUCAUUACCCCUCCCGAUGUACGCCACGUUAUCCCCCCCCCUUUUGUUACUGUACAUGCGUCCCUUCAUAUAUUACCGUGCUCCUGCAUCGUCCAAAAAGCAAGCGUCCCUCGCCUCACCUCGCACAACCACAGACCCAGGUUCAGUAAGCACUUACUGUCUCUGCGUACUUGGCUUGGCUUGGCUUGGCUUAAGCUUUAGGUUUUGCUUUCUUUAAUGGGAUGGAGCAGAACGACGUGAUUCCACCGUUUGUUAUAAAGACUUUCCAUAUGGUGAGCGAUCCCGCCACCGAUGCUUUUAUCACCUGGGGUCGAGGCAACAAUAGCUUCAUCGUCAUCGAUCCUUUGGAUUUCUCUCGGGUGAUCCUGCCUGCAUAUUUCAAACACAACAACUUCUCCAGCUUCGUUCGUCAGUUAAACACCUACGGGUUUAGAAAAGUGGAUCCAGAUCGGUGGGAAUUCGCGAACGAGUGGUUCCUUCGGGGGCAGAAGCACUUGUUGAAGAAUAUUGUGAGGAGGAAACAAAGUAGGAGUAGCUCUUUGUUGUUUCAGGGGAAGAAUGAAGAUGUGGAAGACGAAGCGUUGAUGAUGGAGAUAGCGAGGUUGAAGGAGGAGCAGAAGUCGAUGGAGGAGGAGCUUCAAGGAAUGCAUAAGAGAUUGGAGACAACAGAGAAACGACCCCAGCAAAUGAUGGCGUUUCUGUGCAAAGUCGUGGAGGACCCAGAUGUCCUUUCUCGUAUUUUGUUAGAGAAAGAGCAGAAGCAAUUGGGAGAGAAGAAGCGGCGGCUGAUAUCUUCAUCGCCGUCGUCUUCGUCCGGUAUGGCGGCGGUGAAGACAGAGUUUGAGGAAGAGGAAGCUGCUUUGGGCGCGAUAAUAUCUUCGCCGUCGCCGGAAGCGACUACUGGUUUUGAGUUUGGUCGUUAUAAUAUGGCAUCUCCGACGGAGGAAACAAUGAUAUGCGGCGCCGAUACGAGUUCGGGUUGGUGGAACGAGAGAAAUGAUAGUAUAAUGGUGAGGCCUCGGAUAUAUCAACACGCUUAUAAUUAUUGCAACGCUGGGUCCCCAACGCCGUUGACGGCGGUUGUGGCGGCGAGGUCGAUGUCGGCGCGUGAGGGAGAAAGCAACUCGGCGAGCGAGGAGCAAAGGAGCUACUUUACAGAAAUGGCGGCGGAGAGCAGUCCACGGCCACCUUAUCCAUUUUCGCUGUUGGAAGGUGGCUUCUAGCUAUUAGCGUUGGCUUCACCACGAUUAUCUGUUUUUUUUUUUUGGGGGACUAUACACAGUGAUUAUCUUUGAUUUCGCCAUUUGUGCUAAAUUCUGAUUCUAUAUGUUCUCUUUUUAAUUACUUGUUGAUAUUUUUAUGUGUCUUGUCUCUUUCCAUAAAACAGUUUCAUUUUAAUGAAAAAGAAAAAAUCUUUAUGUAUUGGUUAUUUUUUUCCUA
Molecule: messenger RNA, 1485 nt
Organism: Neltuma alba
Lineage: Eukaryota; Viridiplantae; Streptophyta; Magnoliopsida; Fabales; Fabaceae
Product: heat stress transcription factor C-1
Exons: 2
Coding region: 267-1268 (333 amino acids)
Biological process (GO): regulation of transcription by RNA polymerase II; cellular response to heat
Cellular component (GO): nucleus
Molecular function (GO): RNA polymerase II cis-regulatory region sequence-specific DNA binding; DNA-binding transcription factor activity
Source: RefSeq, a predicted model, not a curated record